AGUGAUUGAUGUAAUUGCAAUUCUUGGGUAUUGUAUGUGCACUGAAACUCAUCCGUUUAAGUUGCCUAAUUUUAUGCUAAUUUUACGAGUGGUUGCACUAGGAACAUUUUUUAGGCUCCUAAUACUUAAUACUGAUGAGAAAGUUCGAAGUGAUGACCCCAACGAAAUCGAUGAACGAACCAUGCAUGAGGUUUGCAACAGCUUUCAUAAAACUUUAUCAAAUAAAGUGGAUGAACUUGAUGCAUCAAUUGGAAGUGGCAAAUUCACUUUUGCCUCAUUAUCACCAGGUUCUGAUCAAAUGAGGUUGACUGCAAACAAGAUAAUUGUGCUUGUGUUUCCGUCUGGAAUUGACAAGAAACUUAACAGUUUGGACAGGAGCAUCCAGAGUGUGAAAACGGAUUGUGAAUGUUUCCCUAUUUAUUCUUGGGUAGACUCAAAUAAAAUUCACACCUAUAUUAUACUGAAAGCUGAAGCACCAUUUGAAAUGAUUAAGAUGAUGUGCUUGAAUAAGAAGAUCACCAAUGAACACUUAAAUUUAUAUAGGGAAAUGAAAAUAUUUCAUAAUAAAUGGAUUCACCAUUUUUUGAGAAUAGACUUCCUGCUGUCUUCAAAGUGUAUACCAGUCUUUGUGGAAAAAAUGGGUCAGCGCAAUGGGUGGCUUAUUCGAUGCAUCAUGAAGGGUAUUAGACAGAAUCAGGAAUCGGAGACAUCCCCAGCUCAUCAAAUGUUUGCUGAUGAGCCUGAAAGAGAACACAUUGAAACAACUGUUGGUAAUCGUAGUAAUCUAAGAAAACGCAAAAACCCAAAAACUGGUAAUGGCAAAAGAACUGAACCAACGAAGAAACGAACUCAAGCAAGCCCUGUAAAAUUACCUGAUCAAGAAGAUGGAACAUCAAGCCUACAGAGUUCUAACUCUCAAGCCACUGUUCAUAACCAAAGUGGGUUAACUUUACCUAAUGAUGCCAUUGCUAGUUCUGAUGAAGAAAAGGAAGAAGUUCCAGAGGACAUCGUUGAGCAACAACACAUGGAGGAAGAGAGUAUAAGAGAGACCUCAUGUACCAAAAUGGGUUUUUCAGUUCCACAAACAUCUUGCCAACAGGAUCCAAGUCUAGCUGUUGGUGCAACACCCAGUUCCAGUGGUUCAUCUAUGGAGGAAGCUGUACUAGGGCUAGACAAAUGUAAUCCUCAUGAUUCAGAAAGAAAACUACUCCUUGGUGAGAAUGAUUGUAGCCGUAGCUGUGUGAUUAAUGUUGAAAGUGAUUCUUCUGCUGAACAACUCCCAGUACCAGCUGAGAAACGGGAAAAUAUUUUAUGACCUGGAAAGUUGUAAAUUGUUGCUAAUAUUAUAUAUCCUUGGGGCCCUGAGUUUGCCUAGUCUGCACCCUUAAUAGUUAGGCCACUGUGCGAAGCAUUGAACAAUUGAACAAUUAAACAAUUGAAGUAGUAAAACUGUUGAAAACAGUUGCACCAUUUCUUUUAGCAGUUAG
This is a messenger RNA of Dendronephthya gigantea, 1487 nucleotides long. RefSeq lists its product as uncharacterized. The transcript has 2 exons. Bases 35 to 1315 code for a protein of 426 amino acids. The record is from RefSeq and is a predicted model, not a curated record. NCBI's taxonomy places the organism in Eukaryota, Metazoa, Cnidaria, Anthozoa, Malacalcyonacea, Nephtheidae.